Danio aesculapii is the source of this 403-nucleotide messenger RNA. RefSeq names its product chromosome 13 C10orf53 homolog (gene c13h10orf53). The record is from RefSeq and is a predicted model, not a curated record. The coding region runs from base 52 to 330 and encodes 92 amino acids. The transcript has 3 exons. Lineage: Eukaryota; Metazoa; Chordata; Actinopteri; Cypriniformes; Danionidae.
CCUUGCAUUGUGACUUUCGGAGAGAUUUGUAAUAGUCAUUUACUUAUAAUUAUGCCACCUAAUUCAAUAGUAACAAUAAGGUACGGUCCAUACGAUUCGUGUGGAAUUGUCGAUCAUAGAACGUUUCGCCUGGACGGCUUACAAGCGGUCCUCAAAGGUGACGGUCACCGGUGUGUCCUCGAGAAAACAGAUGACUGGAAUACAGUUGAGCUCAUUGUGAAUGGAGAGCGCGUGUAUUCAUGUAGCAUCACUGACCUUGUAUUUGGGGGUGAUGGACGACUUGAUCCGCUGUGCCAGGAGGCCAUUGACGCGGUGAGGGACGCGUACUGAACAACGAACCUGAUUUAAAUUGAAGCUAGCAUAUUUUCUUUGCCGAAUACUAAACACACUGUAUAACGUUACC